GUUGCCGUGCGCCGGCGCAACAGUCUGAAUCUGAAGAAGGGUCUCCGCAGAAGAGCAGGAGGAAAGAGCCGGAGCAAUCAACCACCACCACCAGCAGCGCACCACACGCACACACGACAUCGGCAUCGGCAUCGACAUGACCUCGACCUGCCUGCCAGCCAUCCGUGCUCCCUGGUUCCCACUCCCCUCGGGAAGAGAGAGCCGUGCCCCAUGCGUGCCGUCCUCACUUAAGCCGAAGAGCCAAUCUCGUCGAGGCAGUGCCAUUGUUGCACUUGGUGUGGCCUCUUCCCUUUUGGCGCACAGUCACACAGACCCCAUUUCCUCUUUGGCGCGACAUUGCGUUACACUUACGGGCACGGAGCACCAUCAGCAGCAGCAGCAGCAGCAGCAGCAGCAGCAGCAGCAGCAACCACCGCAGCAACCACCACCACGGAACGGCACCACCCAGGCAAGCGGCAAGCAGCCGGUGCUGCGAUGGGUCGAUCGGGGUCGGUGCAUGUGCAUGUGCAUCGUGAGAAAGUGUACUGGAGACAUUCCCACAAGUAUUGGGAUUGUGCCGCACUUCUGCUGCCGGUUGCCCGCUUCCUCGGCCUCGGUCAGCUGUGACACUUGUUUGGCGCAUUUUGCGAGAUUGGGUACUCGGAUAUUCGGCCAUUGACGAAAUCCACCUGCCCGAGGUUUUCUUCGUGGGGGAGGUUUCUGAGAUCAUCAGCGUGGCAAUGUUUUGAUAUGGGUUUUGGGACGACUUAAGGAAGACAGCCAUAUGCAAAAACAGGGAUUUCAAUUGCGCCAAUUUCCAUGAGGGGAAGAUUUUAAAAGAGGGAUCAACUGUUGACAAUGAUGAAUCAUCCUGCUUAUGGAAGUAGAUGAGGCGGCUCAAGGAUCAUAAAAAAGAAGAAAAAAUCGCUCGCAAUUGUAAACUUGCCCAAUAAAAGAAACGUUGUGAUAUAUAAUAAACAUUUUAAUUGAAAGUAUAU
Molecule: messenger RNA, 977 nt
Organism: Drosophila erecta
Lineage: Eukaryota; Metazoa; Arthropoda; Insecta; Diptera; Drosophilidae
Product: probable serine/threonine-protein kinase DDB_G0277071
Source: RefSeq, a predicted model, not a curated record